Cynoglossus semilaevis (tongue sole) is the source of this 405-nucleotide messenger RNA. RefSeq names its product histone acetyltransferase KAT6A-like. Gene Ontology annotation, cellular component: nucleosome. The transcript has a single exon. The annotation marks the transcript as partial. Gene Ontology annotation, biological process: nucleosome assembly. Gene Ontology annotation, molecular function: DNA binding. NCBI's taxonomy places the organism in Eukaryota, Metazoa, Chordata, Actinopteri, Pleuronectiformes, Cynoglossidae. The record is from RefSeq and is a predicted model, not a curated record.
GGCAGUGGAAGCGGUGGUGGUGUCGGAGGUGGCAGCAGCACAAGUAGUGGCGGUGGAUCUCAGUCUCAUUUGCCAAAGAAACCAGGACUUGACUGGAACAAGUUGAUCAAGCGGGCCCUGGAGGGCUUCCACGAGCCAGGGGGUUCCAGCUUAAAGAACAUCGAGCGCUUCCUCAAGUGCCAGGCCGAUGUGGCGGCUCACUUGUCCAGCAGUGGCUCCGUGGGGACUAACCUCUUCCACCAGCAGCUGAGGGUGGCCCUGAAGAGAGCGGUGACCCAUGGACGUGUGGCGAAGCAGGGCCCGCUCUUUAUGCUCAGUCGCAGCAGCUCUCAGGAUAGCAGCGGCGUAGCGUUAUCCCUGGAAUCGCUGCCAGCCGUCCGACUGCUGCCCCACGAGAAAGACAAG